Molecule: messenger RNA, 4821 nt
Organism: Betta splendens (Siamese fighting fish)
Lineage: Eukaryota; Metazoa; Chordata; Actinopteri; Anabantiformes; Osphronemidae
Product: desmoglein-2-like protein
Exons: 14
Coding region: 475-3753 (1092 amino acids)
Biological process (GO): homophilic cell-cell adhesion
Cellular component (GO): desmosome; plasma membrane
Molecular function (GO): calcium ion binding
Source: RefSeq, a predicted model, not a curated record
GCUCGGGUCCAAAAUUAAACUCAAGGCAUUUUUAGCAUUUGCAUCAAAAAUAAAUUCUGUUUACUUUUGUUUACAGCGAAGCGGUUGUUGUUUUUCAGCGAAGAGCUUUUUCAAACGCCCCGUAAGAAAGCGCAGGUUGCCUCGUUUGGACUCGUCCCGUGGGCCGGUUCUGGACGGAUCUGGCCCAAACGCAGGCGACCCGUCUCUCCCCCUGACACACCCAAAGACAAAAGGCUGCUGACAAAAAAAAAAUUACAGCUGUGAAGAAAAUGGACACCGCCACCUCCCUUCUCCGCCUGUUAUCAGCAGCGUGUGAGCAAUCGAACGCGCAGGACCCGCCUAUUGCUGGAACAGCCGUUCCUGCUCCGUAAAGGGUCAAAGUCUGUACGAAACCCGCAGUAGACUGCGCAUAACAGCGGCGAACGGACGGAAUUUCACUUCGCCGAGCGGAAUUUGUGGCUUUUCCCGCGGCCCAUGGCUCCGCUGCUCCAGAUCAGCGUCUUCACACUGCUGGCGAUCGCCCUCACGCCUGUUCCUGUGGGGGGGUCAGGAAACGGACCAGCGUUACACAGACAGAAACGAGAAUGGAUCAAAGCCCCGAGGAAGCUGAAGGAGAACUUCGACUACACCACUUAUGGCGACAUUGCCAAAAUUCGCUCCGAUAAGGAAAAUUUCACCAAGAUAUUGUAUUAUUUAAAAGGGCCAGGUGCGGAUCAGCCCCCUAUGAAUAGAUUUAUUAUCGACCAAAACACUGGUUUUGUGAGAGUCACUUCCAUUCUGGACCGAGAAGAGAUCGCCGUCUAUCAUUUAAUAGGUGUGGCCACCUACGCCGAUGGAAGGGAUGCUGAAAAACAGCUCGACCUUAACAUUGUUGUUGAGGAUGUGAACGACUGCACACCAGUUGUUAAAUCACAGCAGGUGGGGUCUGUCAGUGAGAUGAGUGCACAAGGUACUUUUGUCAUGCAAAUAAUAGCAACUGAUAAUGACGAAGAGAACACGGACCGCUCAAAAAUCUUCUACAGCAUUGCACCGGAAAGUAACCCAGGUGGGAUGUUCUCCAUAGACCCUGACACCGGAAAAGUAUGGGUUCAAAGCCAAUAUAUUGAUCGGGAGACAAAAGACACAUACAAGUUAAUUGUAAGAGCCUCCGACAUGAACGGACAACCAGGAGGAAACACAGGAAGCGGAGAGGUUGAAAUUAAAGUUCUGGACAUAAAUGACAAUAUUCCUACGCUGGAAAAAGAAACAUACGAAGGCAGCUUGGAGGAGAACACUGUCAACGUGGAAGUGAUGCGGGUCAAAGCCAUUGACAUGGAUCUGAUUAACACAGACAACUGGCAGGCUGUCUAUCAUAUCACUUCAGGGAAUGAGGCCGGCUACUUCAGCAUCACCACUGAUUCUGAGACCAACGAGGGAAUCAUUACAGUUCAAAAGGCCCUGGACUACGAGGAAAUGAAGGAAGUAAACUUGCAAGUGUCCGUUUCCAACAAGGCAGCGUACAAUUUUGGCAGUGGCUCUAUGACAGGGGCCUUACACCCAAAAUCCUACCCCAUUAAAAUCAAUGUGAAGAAUCAGAAAGAAGGGCCCCGCUUCCAACCCAACGUCAAAGUGGUGACCAUCUCAGAGGACCAGACUUCAACCAUCAUCCGCAAAGUCAUCGCCAACUACGCAGCUAUUGACAGUGAUACCCUACAGAAAGCCACCAAUGUCAGGUAUGCAAAGAUUGUUGAUGAAGACAAUUGGCUGUUCAUUGAUGAAAAGACUGCAGACAUCAGCCUAAACAAACUACCUGACAGAGAGUCCAAGUACUUGGUCAAUGGAACAUAUUACGCCAAAGUUAUAUGCAUUAGUAACGAGACCCCGUCCAAAACGGCCACAGGGACCAUAGCCAUCCAGGUGGAGGACUUCAAUGAUCACUGUCCAAUACUGACCACAACAAGUCACAGCAUGUGCCUCGACAACAAGGUGAUCUACGUCACAGCCGUGGACAAAGAUGAGUUCCCGAAUUCAGCGCCAUUUGAGUUCUCAGUGGUCCAGGGGAGCAGCAACGGGAAAUGGGCAGUGGAGCAGCUCAACGAAACCACAGCUAUCCUGAGAGACCAAGGCAACUUGUGGCCCGGCAAACACAAGGUGUCGGUGGUGGUGAAGGACCAGCAGGGCAAGGCGUGCGCCGACGUCCAGGUGAUCAACCUCGCCGUGUGUACCUGCACCGAGCAGAUCAAAACCUGUUCAGGACGCAGCACGGCCACGUCCACCUUCGGACCGGGAGGGAUCCUGCUCCUGCUCCUGGGGCUGCUGCUGCUGCUGCUGUUGCCUCUGCUACUGUUGUUCUGCCUGUGUGGCGGUGUGGCAGCCAUGGGAGAUUUCAAGGCCAUUCCGUUUGAUACCACAGAAAAACUGAUGUCAUAUCACACUGAGGGACAGGGGGAAGACAAGGAAGUUCCUCUUCUGCAUAUCCCAGUGGAAGUUGACGGGGUAACAACAAAUGCCAGGAACGUGAACACCUUUGGGAGAAAAGGGUUCCAAGGAGGAAUGACUGAAUUUGGGGCAGGGGGUGGAGGAGCAGGCUUGGGUGCUGUAAACACAACCAUGCUGACAACUGAGAACAUGCACAUGUACAAUCAGUACGGACACUACGGCGGGCACGACGAGAUGGACUUUAGAGGGGCAGGAGGGCAAAACAUGUAUCGGCACAAAGCUGGGGCUUUCGAUGGGAUGGCUGUGUCUGAUCAGUUCCUGGAGGAGUACUACCUAGGCAAAACGGAGUAUGCUGCCCAACAGUCCCAGGAACAGGAUGGCUUGCAGGCUUUUGGCUAUGAAGGUCGUGGUUCCCUGGCAGGUUCUGUGGGUUGCUGUAGCCUCCUUGAGAAUGAUAACGAUCUUUCAUUCCUCGAUGACCUGGGGCCUAAAUUCAAAACCCUGGCUGAGAUUUGCCAGGGGUCAACCUUAGUGGCCGAGUCUGAAAGUGCACACGUGUCCCUGCCCCCGGUUCGACCGGUGUCUCCGGUCAGGCCCUCCACCUCCACGCACAGUCACGUCCACACUCACACCGAAACGGUCAGGGACAGGGAUCGCGUCAGUACCCUCGACACGUCCAACGUAGCAUCAGGAUCGUCCACCAUCUUCCAGGAGGAGCGAAUAACCGAGAAACGCCAAGGUGCCUCCAGCAUCCCCAAGGUCAUUCCCAGUCAGACACUGCUAAUACAGCAGCCCACCAUGUACUAUGCUGCCACCCCUAUGUAUGUAGUUGAGCCCAACCCACAAGUGGUGCUUGUGGCAGGAGGAUCCCAGCAGGCAGUGGGUCAAGUAGGCACAGUUGGUCUGAAUACGGGGCUGAUGCAAGUUGGAGGCCUCCAGGGUUCUCAGGGUGUGGUCCUUGUGGACAGACAGGUCGGUGUAGGGGGAGGGGCAGCCCAGGUGGCGCAAGGCAUUUCACAAGGAACCGUUUCCAGGUCUAGACAAGUGUUGGUGGUGGAAAACGGGUCCGCCGGCGGAGAGCAGGGUAGAGCACAGGGCUCGGCCCAGAUUGGCCAAAGGUCCGCAGUCGCAGGUCUACAGCAGGGCUUUGACGCCACAAGCCAAGGUCUGCAGGUGAAAGGUCAGACGUUUUCCCUGGGUUCACGUGGUUCUGCAGGCUCCAACGAGGACUUUGCCCUGAGUGCCACGCCCAGGGUGCAAGGGAGCCAGAGGGUUGUGAUCCAAAAAAAGGUUUUAGUGACAGAGAGAAAUGUUGAAUCUAGUACAAGGGCAUAAAAUAAGUAUGUUGUGUAGCAUAUACCAGUGUGUACGUAUGCAUUUGCUGAUACAGGAAGGUGGAGGAAGAUCUAUUGUUCCUUCACUACAGGAACCACACUAAGAAACCUGCACUAAACCAGUUCGACCUACAGUCUAUACUUUCGUUGUACUUUUUGGAGUACAGUUGUCUAAUAAAUCAAAGACUGUUGUCAGAUCAGGGAGGUCCCGCCCUGUUCUAACACUCCGAACACUUAUUGCCUUCACCUGGGAACCAUCCCACACCUGGAACUCUUCGAUUAAUUCAAACAGCAGCAGCGAGUACACAUCCACACCCUAACAGGAAUAAGAGCCCAGGAGCAGGUGAAAGUGAGUUCGGUGAAUGUGGAACAAAGUGUUUUGCUUGUAAAAUGGUGCAUUUGUCCAUGUCAAGCAGAAAUAGCAUGAAGUUGUGGCUUUGUUAGCAUUGGUUUUAAAGCUACCCGGCUUGCACAGCUUCAGCUGCUUAACUUCGGCCUGUUGUUCUUAGUUAUACUGUAACUAAUGGGGAGUUGUUCCACAAACGGUUUCCUUGGAAAGUGUAACUAUAAUUGCUGCUUCCACAGUAAAACCGAUAAAAGAAACCAAAGCCAUCAGAGAUUAGAGACUUUUUAUCAGUAUGCAUAAGUAGUGAUAAUAAACUAUAAACCAAAGGCCGGAACGUCACACAUUAUGUACUGAAUAGAGUUGCACUCUUAUAUGUGUAGAAUACCUGUGGGUGUGUUGUACGAAGGCAUAAAAAGCUAAAACAAAUAUGUACAAUAACAAAUUGGCCCAAUUUUUUUUAUGAAUGUAUAUUUUAGCAUAAUUACCAGAUGCAGUUUAACAGUGUUUUAUUUUCUGUGGUCGUCUGUAAAUGUAAUGAGAUAAUUUGGCUUCGUGGGAAGUUGGAGAAUCAAGCACUGACAUUGGUGGAGUAAUUCUGUGUCUGCUGUUGUCGCUAACGCUGCUGUGUUUUCAUCUGUAGCUUGCGAUUGUGCUAAAGGAAUAUAGCACAUUUCUUUGUACAUUUUGCACCUCUGAUCAUAAUAAACGUGUUUUAGAAAACGG